Saccharomycopsis crataegensis is the source of this 1356-nucleotide messenger RNA. Its product is annotated as 4-hydroxyphenylpyruvate dioxygenase family protein. Bases 1 to 1356 code for a protein of 451 amino acids. Gene Ontology annotation, molecular function: 4-hydroxyphenylpyruvate dioxygenase activity. Gene Ontology annotation, biological process: L-tyrosine catabolic process. The record is from RefSeq and is a predicted model, not a curated record. Lineage: Eukaryota; Fungi; Ascomycota; Saccharomycetes; Ascoideales; Saccharomycopsidaceae. The transcript has a single exon.
AUGACCAUUUCAACUUCGAUCCAAUCUGAAAGGGAGACGGGUAUUCAUGUUAUAGAUACUACUGCCAUGGACACUACCUGUGAGCCAUUAACUACUCCAAAACAUGUUUACACCACCCAGUUUGAAAAAGAUUUAUCUUUAAUUCAGGAUCACUUGCUUCCAAAUAUCAAAUUAGAAAAAUUUUCUUAUGAAGGUUACGAUCAUGUAACUUGGUAUGUUUCUAAUUCCAAACAAGCUUCCGCGUAUUUCAUCACUUGUUUAGGAUUCAAGCCAUUGGCCUAUAAGGGUUUGGAAACUGGUUCUCGAGCCAUCUGUUGCCAUGUAGUCACUAAUGGUAAAGCUAUCUUUCAGUUCGUGUCUCCAUUAAGGAGUGAAUUCAAGGCAAACAAAGAGUAUGAUGAGCAAGUUAAAGAGAUCAACAACUUCAUUGUCACACAUGGUGAUGGCGCUAAAGAUGUGGCCUUCACUGUGGAUGAUGUGGACACGAUUUUUUCAACAGCUAUUGAAAAUGGGGCAAAGGCUAUUGAAUAUCCAGAAACUAUUAAUGACGAAUUUGGAUCAGUUAGAAUUGCAAAAGUUGGGAUUUUUGGUGAUACUACCCAUACUCUUGUAAACAGAAGUGAUUAUAUAGGACCAUUUUUGCCUGGUUAUUUAGAUAUCGGAGAAAGCAAUGUUUUCAAUACUUUCAGCUCUGAUUUAAUUAAUUCUCUUCCAAAAGUUGAUCUAAUUAGAAUUGAUCAUUGUGUUCAAAAUCAAGGGUGGAACAAAAUGGAUGAAUCUUGUGAAUUUUACGCUAAAGCUUUCGGGUUCCAUAGGUUUUGGUCAGUUGAUGAGCGAGAUGUUAGCACAGAGUACUCUGCUUUAAAAUCUAUUGUCAUGGCUGCAAAUAAUGAUGUUGUCAAGAUGCCAAUCAAUGAGCCAGCCAAGGGGAAAUUUAAAUCUCAAAUUGAAGAGUUCAUUGAUUACUACAAUGGACCGGGAGUACAACAUAUUGCCAUUUUAACUGAUGAUAUAAUCUCUGCUAUUUCUGCCAUGAAGCAAAGAGGUUGUGAAUUUAUUGAAGUUCCGGACAAAUAUUACGAUGAUCUCAGAAAAAGAUUAGGCCAUUCAAAUAUGCAAAUAUUGCAACCAUUAGAAGAAAUCCAAAAGCUAGGAAUUCUUGUCGAUUUUGAUGAUAACGGAUAUCUUUUGCAAUUGUUUACCAAGCCUUUGGUUGUUAGACCAACUGUGUUUGUUGAAGUAAUUGAGCGUCAUAACCAUAAUGGAUUUGGGGCUGGAAACUUCAAAGCUCUAUUUGAGACUAUUGAGCAUGAACAGAAAGCUCGUGGUAAUCUUACAAGUGAGGAUAUUGAAUGA